AUGGAAGAGUCGAGCAAGAUGUUUAGGGAUGAUAUGGCUGGCCAUCAUGGUGAAGGCGUGAAGCUCGCGGCACUUGUUAUGCGCCGACUGGGUCAUUCCGUUCGGAUCGAGUCCAGCUCCUUUUAUUGGAUCUUCAACUUUGGCCCCGGUGAUACUCUCUGCUGCAGACUGUCGGAACCGUCGUCAACUUCCAUGACCAGAAAGAAGAAUGCCUACGCAGAGCAGAUGACUCGGCCUGCGAACGUGUGGGAGGACGUCACUUUUGAGAUAAGCAAACGAAGAGACACAUUUGGCCACAAAAUCGAAGAAGCCGAAUUCCGCCAGUGGAUGACGGUUGCUCUUGACCUUGAUGUUCCAGACGGUGAUGACAUUAUCCGCAACCAGUGCGGUGUUCUUAUUCUUGGGCACACAUAUUCAAGAUGCGUCUAUCUCAAAGGCCUUCGUGUAGCUGGACAUGGACCUGACGGUCGUUUGUACAGAUAUGGUUACAACCUUCUCGCAGGGCGGAUCAAUCGAGAUAGGGAAUGCAUGGUGAAUCAGCUCGAAGAAGCUCAAAUGAUUGCCAUCAUCUGGGAGCAACCAAUCUUGAAAGAGGGUGACCGGAUGCCUACCUGGAGUUAUUUCUCGAAGACGAGAGUUGCCCUGAUGUUGCUUUUGCUCAUCGGGUCAUUUCACGUUCCAGAGCGAGUAUCAUGUGGCAACGAUUACUAA
Messenger RNA from Exophiala aquamarina CBS 119918, 711 nucleotides. RefSeq lists its product as uncharacterized. Bases 1 to 711 code for a protein of 236 amino acids. NCBI's taxonomy places the organism in Eukaryota, Fungi, Ascomycota, Eurotiomycetes, Chaetothyriales, Herpotrichiellaceae. The transcript has 2 exons. The record is from RefSeq and is a predicted model, not a curated record.